AUGACUAAAAAUGUGUUUAUCUUCUCCUGGAGGUGAGUUAAGAUGUUAAGAUCAGGGAGCUGUCAAUGUAGUUACAUCAUGUUUGGAAUUUAGAUGUAGAUAAAAAUCAAAGAUCUCUUUCUUGCCCUUUUAAAUUCAGCCCUCGAGUCAAAAUUUGUGCUGCAGCAGUUAUCAUGAAUCACAGAAACCAUAACUGAUUGGGAUUAUUGGUCGCCAUCAGCGGCUGUCACAGAUUUAGUCGUACUUCCAAGAUUGAUAUUUCUGUCAGCGAAUCCACCUGCGCUUAUUCACUUUUUAAUCAUUCCAGAAAGAUUUUUCUUUUCUUUUUUUCUUUUCUUGCCUACUAACCUGCAUUUAAGACACAAGAAGUUCAGUAAAAGUAGGGCGAGAGCACAUAAUCAUUGAUACCUGGUGUGAAAAUGCACUCUGUCAGCAUUGCCAGCAUCAACAACCUGACACAAAUGGUUUGAUCAUUAACUGUAUCAUUUUCAACUUGUGUUACUUUAAGAAGUAAAAAUCUUUUAUGACUCUUUUUGUGAGAGUGACCAGAAACUAUGUCAGGUUUUCCAGCUGUACUGUGCAGCUAUGAAACUCCUCAAACAAGGUCCGCAGAUGAUGGAAAGUUCAUCAGCAGCAGGAACACAGGAUCAGCAGCCCCGAGGGAGCAAGAGUAAGAUGAGCUGACUGAACUAACACCAGCAGUCCAGAAGCUGUUGAAAGGUUACCAUGCGAUAUUGUUGGACAAACGUCAUCUUGGCUUUGGUAUCCAUGGCAACCCUAGCACAGUGCCAAAGUGGAGAUGGGGACUGGGGUUCAGGCUUUGACAUCUACUCUGUGAUAAUGGCCACCAAUAACACAUUGCAGGCUGUUGGUGAUGAGCCUGCGAAGGUAAAAAACAGCCACGACUGGACCACAAUGGCAGCAUCCUCACCAUCACCUACACCUGAGCUCCACCACGAGCCCCAGUCGGACAGGUGCUCGGUCCACUUCAGCACCAACACUGCUUCAGCUCGAAGACUGAAGGCCCAGAGAGAGGAGCUGGCCUACCUGCAGGCCAUACAGCAUGGGAACAAGGCAGUGAUGGAGAACUUAGUGCAAUUUGUAGGGGAUGAGCUGGGAGAUCAGCGCUAUGAAGAUGUGAUCAAGGAAAAUGUCAUUGGCAUUCAAGAGGACCAGAAGAGCUGCCACGAGGUGGUAGAAAAAGCAGAAGAGGAUCUAAAAAAGCAGCUGGAGGGAGACGUGCCGGACUCCUUCUCUGGGAUCCACAAAAUCAGAGAGGAGUCCUUGGCCUUUGAAGACAUGCUUCGUGCUGCCGCGGACAUCGCCAGCAGGCUGGAGAGCUCAGCACAGGCCCUGCACACUUCAUUCACCAAGCAAAUGAAAGACAUUGUGAAAAUCCAUCGCUGAGAAAGCAUUGAAAAGUGUUUUGAAAAGUGUUUACGCAUCAUCCUUGAACUUGUGAAUGAUGGUUGGCAUUCCGUGAGGUCUCAAAUUCAGGAAAUAUACCCUCUCGCCAUUUUAUAAUUGUAUUUUUAUGUACAUGUGCUGAGCAUUGCUGGGAUGCAACAGUAUGUUAAGGUUAGACUUCACAUCAACUGAAGCAGUCAACGAAGAUGGAUUGUUGACACCUCCCUUUCACAGAAUAUCCCCAGGACGGAUGACAUAUGAUUUUCCAUCCACGCAUUAUUCAUGGAAUUUUUGUGAGGUCAAAUAUGGGAACAGCAUGCAGUGCAGCUUUGAGCUAAGCUCGGUGUUUAUGGAUCAAAAUAGAUGGGCCUUCAGAGAACAAAACAUAAUGACUCUGUUACUCUUCUCCAGGGGAAGCUAUGGGUUGGCCAUCUGGUUCCAGGGUAAGGAUGGAGUCUGGGAUAUACUUAUAAUGACUAUGUGGUAAUAGAGAUUUUAUUUCUGCAACAAUAAGUGAAGGACAGGACUGGAACAACCAAUAAAGGGUUUGUUUUCUUAAGAGAAAUAUCCAUGGGGAUAAGUUUCUAUAUGAAUAUUAAGACAGAUCCUAUGAUUAGAGAAAAAAAAAGGAUAAACUGUCUAUGCAAGAUAUGUUUGCAGUUUCCCGGCUUAAGAAACCUAUUUAAACAAGGUUUCUCUUUAAUCCCGGUAGGACUUCCUGAAGGGGGCUGCCUUUUCAUUUUUUAAAAUAAAAUAUGUAGCAUUAUAUUUUGGAAAAUAGAUUUAUGUUCAAUCUUGUAAACGGCAAAAAUAUAUAUAAAUAAAGCACCUUGUUGUUUGAUGUUUUUUACACUUACAUUGUUUUUAAACAAAAAUAUUCAUUAUGGUGUUUUCACAGCUCCUGUGCUCAUCAGUAGUUUGGGGUACAAACUUCACUCACCCGGUCUGCCCUCUAGCUGUUUUCCAAAUAUAUAUCGCACCAUGUUGUGCCGUGUUCAGCUUCACGUCACUCGUCAGAGU
Messenger RNA from Oreochromis niloticus (Nile tilapia), 2427 nucleotides. RefSeq lists its product as uncharacterized. Lineage: Eukaryota; Metazoa; Chordata; Actinopteri; Cichliformes; Cichlidae. The record is from RefSeq and is a predicted model, not a curated record. The transcript has 3 exons. Bases 727 to 1407 code for a protein of 226 amino acids.